Molecule: messenger RNA, 1184 nt
Organism: Megalops cyprinoides (Indo-Pacific tarpon)
Lineage: Eukaryota; Metazoa; Chordata; Actinopteri; Elopiformes; Megalopidae
Gene: tmco1
Product: transmembrane and coiled-coil domains 1
Exons: 7
Coding region: 115-681 (188 amino acids)
Biological process (GO): endoplasmic reticulum calcium ion homeostasis
Cellular component (GO): endoplasmic reticulum; cytoplasm; endoplasmic reticulum membrane
Molecular function (GO): calcium channel activity
Source: RefSeq, a predicted model, not a curated record
GCUUGUUAGUCGGCGUGUCUUUCGGGUGGCUGUGGUACUACGACAGGCAAUAUUUUGACAUUAUAGUUUUCAAAGUAUUAUUAUAGUCGACGUAUUUUGAUAUUCAUUCUGAAAAUGAGUACCAUGUUUGCAGACACGAUUCUGAUUGUGUUCAUAUCCGUUUGUACCGCUCUCUUAGCUGAAGGGAUCACAUGGGUGCUGGUCUAUCGAACAGACAAGUAUAAAAGACUAAAGGCAGAGGUGGAAAAGCAGAGUAAAAAGUUAGAAAAAAAGAAAGAAACCAUCACAGAGUCUGCUGGACGUCAACAGAAGAAGAAAAUAGAGAGACAAGAGGAGAAGCUGAAGAACAACAAUAGAGAUCUGUCUAUGGUGCGAAUGAAGUCUAUGUUUGCCAUUGGCUUCUGCUUUACAGCCUUGAUGGGAAUGUUCAACUCCAUCUUUGAUGGGCGAGUUGUGGCCAAGCUUCCAUUUGUCCCCUUGUCCUACAUCCAAGGCCUGUCCCAUCGUAAUCUCCUUGGAGAGGACUACACUGACUGCUCUUUCAUAUUCCUCUACAUCCUCUGCACCAUGUCCAUUAGACAGAAUAUCCAGAAGAUGCUGGGUCUUGCCCCUUCUCGGGCUGCUACAAAACAGGCUGGGGGCUUUCUGGGGCCACCUCCACAAGCAGCCAAGUUCUCCUAAUGCCUCUGCCGUGUCUUUUUACAUCUUGGCCAGACUAGAGAGUAGAUGCAGAGCUCCCUACUUCAUAAAAUACAAAUGGUACUCUGUAACCAUUUGAGCAUGGUUUUAGGAAUUCCAAAUUGUCUGGAGAUACAUAAGUUACAGACCUGUCUGUGUUUUAAAUUAGUUUGUUUAAUCUAUAAUUAUUUAAGUGACACGUUUACAAUUUAGUGUAGUUAUCACACUUUCGUGAUGAUGCAUAAAUCAUAAUUUGUUGUAAAUGAGCAAUAAUUCCGUGCUACAUCCAUUAAGAGGAAAUGUGUGCUUUGUAUUACAUUCUGAGAAAUCACAUGAUGUAUUAAAAUACACUGAAGGUAUCUUGUCACAGAACAGAUUUCUUAUUAUUAUUGACAUGAUUCUUGUUUAAGUUAUGCAAAAUGGUUAAAUACGUACUGAGAAAAUGGAUUUUUAAGUAUUUGUGUUAAUACGUUCUCAAUUCAAGUAUUCCAACCAUAUACACUACC